AUGGACAAACUGUUAUUGGGUGGAUUGGGAUCCAAAUCCAAGUCAUUGAGUUGCUGUUGGUUGGUUCAUCAUCCACAUGAAAAUGUGUUAAUAACUACGGAUGAUAAGAGUCAACUGAUUGCUGUUUAUCAUAAUGAACACGCCGAUGAUGUAGAAGAGAAAAAAGAAAUUUCAUCGUGCAAACAAAAAGAACCAACUUGUGCUGCCUUUUCUAUGGACGGUUAUCAUUUGUUUGUUGGCUCGAAAGAUAACGAUGUGAGGAGUUACAAAUAUCCAUCUUUUGAAUUUGAAGGUGUGAUUGCACGCUCAGACCAUGUAAUUACCAGUUUGAGUGUGAAUAAGAAUAAUUUGAUUAGUGUUAGUAGUAUGUCAGAAAGCAGCUCUGUUCAAAUUGUCGAUGUGAGUUCUGUUGAAAGGCCAAAAACAGUGCUUAAAAUUCCAGUUACUGGCGGAGUUCUUUGCUCAAAGAUUAACUCUGACAACAAUAUUGUUGCGUUCGUAACAAGUGACAGGGAUUUGAAAGUUUUUAACAUCGACAACGAAGAAGAAUUGCUCCAUAGCAAACAACAAAUAUCCAAAGAGAUUACAAAGUUCUGGAAUAAUCAGCAAGGAACCACAGAUUUUUGCCCUCUAGCCAUUUCAUGGAGCUUAUGUGGAGACAUUCUGUUUUGUCCAAACGCCACAAUUAUUGAAAAAGAUUCCAAGACAUGGAAAAAGCAUGCUAUCACGAAAGGAGAAAUCUCGAACGACAUCUAUAUCACAUCCUUCUCUCCAAACUCUGUACAUGUAGCACUAAUUGAUCUCGACAAGAACAUUAAUUUAUUUGAAUAUCAAUCUUUUGCUUCAAAAAAACCUAAGCCUUAUCAAAGCAUUUCUCUUAAAUCAGUAGUAACGUCAAUUGACUGGUCAAACACUUGUAACAAAUUCUUUGUGGCAACUAAGGAUGGAAGUAUUCACAUGAUUAGCCACUUUAUUAACGAAAAGAAACACAAGUCUACCUAUAAGGUUGUAGACAAUGAACAAUAUAUUAAGAAACUUCAAGAUAUUGACACAGAUGAUGUGUUAUCAUUAAUUGGUGGUGACGACAACACUGAACAAAAGAAGGUCAAAAAAGUUGCUGAAGAGAUCAUAGACGAUGACGAAAUUGAUGAAUUAAUGAAAGAUCAAGAGGAACAUUUGGUUGACGAAGAAGAAAUUGAGCCUCUUGAAGUAAUGCAUAGCCAAGAGCAACAAACAAGCCUCAAAGAACAUGAUUUUGGAGUUGACGCAUCGUCAUUUAACACUGUUCCUGUGAAAAAACAUGCUCUCAUUCAACCUACUUCAUCUCCAUUUGAAAAAGUUGAGAAAGAGUACAAGAGAUAUUUGGCCAUUACUCAACAUGUUGGUUUGAUCACUUCUUCCACGAACAUGACUCCAGAGAGUGCUCCUUAUUACAACAUCCAUAUCAAAUUUAACCUUGCUGGUUACUCUGAAGAGAAGUUUAACGAUCAACAUAAACCUCAUGUGGCUGCCUUGAAUGAAAACGGAAUUGUAUUUGGAUCCAAUGCAAACGAUCUCAUUCAUAACGCAGUCAUUCAAUUCAGAAAAUUGAGAGUGACACAUCAAGACAAGAGCUGGAAAAUUAGUUUACCCUCGGACGAGAAGAUUGUGCUUGUCACUCUGGGCUCAUCCUUUGUGGCAGCAGGUAUUGAAAAAGAAACCAAGACUGGUCAAACUCGUUGCUCCUUGAUCAGAGUUUAUUCAAGAGAUCAAAUGAAUCUUGGUAAUAUUGCCGUGGGCGGAAAUCUAGUUUCUCUUUGUGCUUCUGAAAACAAUCUAGUCAUUAUUUAUCAACAAGGAAUGGGUCUCUUCAUGGACUGGUAUGACAUUUCGCAUUUCAGCUGUCUUAAAUCACAAAAAGCAUUACCAUGUAACGAGAUUCUUUGGGUUGGUUUUGGCACAGAGACCAAAGAUUUGCUUUAUGUCUUUGAUAGCACUCAAAUUUUAUACUUACUUAAUCCAGAUACUGAUUCAUUCUCGGCUUGGUGUGACUUGAAGAAAAAUAAUGAUAACUCUACACACUUUAUCAGUAUCAUUAGUGACGCUAGUAUUUACUCGAUAUUAUGUGGUAACCAUAGAUCUACUCCAGCUGCUGGUUAUGACAUGACUUCCUUCAAGUUAAAUGCAACCAACAUUGAGGAUGUGUUCAUUGGAUCUACUAUUGAAUUGGAGAAGGGACACGACAAACCUCUUCGGCUUUCUUAUGCUCGAUACGUCACCAGGAAUGUUCAUUUCAAUCAUGCCUUCAGAAAAGGAACUGCCACAAAGGAAGACAUUGUUGAGAUUGAUCGAUUGGUUAUUGCUUUGAUUACAAGAUGCAUCGAAUUGAAAGAAUACACAACGGCUCUAAACUUUGCCAAAGUGUUGAGAAUGAAAUCGAGCAUGAACAUUGUCGCCAACUAUGCUGACUCACAAAAGGACUCAAAGCUUGCGUCUGCAUUGAGAAGUCUUGAAAUUUCUGCAAAAGAUGUUAGAAAUCCAAAAUGGCCUUUCCCAUCUUUUGAACAAGGAGUAACCCCUGCAGUCUCUGCUAGCAAUCCUCGUGGCAGCGACCAUGAAAAAUUCAUGACUCGAGAACAGGUCACAGAAUUGAUCAAACAAAUGUUGUCCUCUUCUUCACACAAUAAUGGAGGUAGCAAUGGUCAUACUGAAAAUUCACGCCACCACACUGACAAAACAUCAACUGCUGAGGACGAGCCAUUGAAAUUAUUUUCUUCCUCGCAAGAAACAAGCUCUGUUGCCUCUCUCUCACCAGUGUCGUCAAAGAGUGACAAAUUUGAAGGAGAAGCGGAAUUUGUUUUCGAGAACUCUUCAACAACAAACAAGACAAUUCCUCAAAUGUUUUCUCCAAAGAGACCAAGAAAGAAGAGUGUUGACGCGUGUGUGAAAAAGAAGCUUUCAAACACUAGUUCAAAUGGCGUGCAACCAAAGAGUCCUGGAGUGAAUCCUUUCCAAUCAUUCAAUGCUAAGGCUGGUACAAACAUUGACAAGCAACCAACCUCCACUGCUCCUCAACCUUCUGCAUCGUCAGAUGACAUUCUUUCGAGAAUUUCCGAAUUGGGAGGUGCCAUCGAUAACGAAGAUGCCAAAAAGAGAAAACGAGAAGCUGAAAAGAAAAAGGAGGAAACACAAGAACAACCAAGCAACAAGAAGAAAAAACAACCAGCCACACAACAACCCUCUGUCUUGGAGUUUGUGAAAAAGAAUGUAGCCAUUCCAAAGAUAAGCUCUUCGGAAUUAAGCUCAGCCACUAAGGAAGCCUUGUUGCAAAAAGUAUCCCAAGAGGAAGAGGAUGAUUUGGAUGUUUCUGGAAUCUUGAAUUAA
This is a messenger RNA of Naegleria fowleri, 3363 nucleotides long. RefSeq lists its product as uncharacterized. NCBI's taxonomy places the organism in Eukaryota, Heterolobosea, Eutetramitea, Acrasida, Naegleriidae. The transcript has 2 exons. Gene Ontology annotation, molecular function: chromatin binding; protein binding. The record is from RefSeq and is a predicted model, not a curated record. Gene Ontology annotation, cellular component: nuclear replication fork. The coding region runs from base 1 to 3363 and encodes 1120 amino acids. Gene Ontology annotation, biological process: mitotic cell cycle; DNA repair; DNA-templated DNA replication.